GUCGAAGCAAGGGGGCUAUGUACUGGGACUUGCCAGCAACGUCCCAGAAAAUCCGGCAUGAUCUGAAUCCCGAUGGCGUGGCCUGUGCACGAGGCCACCCUGGAUGCCUUAUCUACUUGACCUGUAUCUUGUCACCUCACCCGUCCUUCCACCUGUCAUCAUGGCGGAUGACGAUAUUCGUCUCGCCAAGCUCAAAGAAUAUUUUGACGCUGUUCUUGCCGGAAAACACUCGCUCAACCGACGAUCCGUCCCUUUAUUCCUUGAAGGCCUCUACCAUCAUCCAGACCCAGUAUCUUGCGUUCACAAGCUCAUCUCGAACGCCAAGCGUCUUUCUUUGCUCCAGCAAGCCGUAUUUUCCGAUAUAUCAUCGCCGGUCUUGCAAAUGCAUAUAACGUCGUUGAUAUUGUACCUCCGCCAUCCGUCACUCAAAGAUCUCGCUGAUGGCGACUACCUUCAACGAAUCGUUCGCCACCUGACGGAACCCCCGAUUCUUCUGGAUGCCUUGGAACGAGAAUACCGAAGCGAUCGACUUGCAGACGACUCGCUGCUUGCCUUGGGCUGGCUGACACUGCAGCUCAUCUCUCUUCCUGACGCGCACGCCCACGAUUACCGCCGGGUUGUCACUUCCAAUGGCAUACUCGAUGCGCUCAUCUCUUCUCCCCGCGAGGACACUCGCUCGAUCGGCUAUAGGCUCAAGCAUUUUGUGGAGACGUGCAGUGUGGGCGCCGAUCCUGAUCUCGAAAACGGCCCGGGCGGCCGACACGAUAACGAUCAUGUCAACUUUCGAGAAAUCGCCAUUCUUCCCACCACGGACGAAAUCCAUUGCAAAACUCCUGUUUUUCUGCGCACUGCUGUAGAAGUCGAAGACAUUCCGACAGAUCAGCGUCUUCAAACCCACCUCGAUAACCAGUUCCGUCUGCUUCGCGAGGACAUGCUCAGCGAGCUCCGACCGGAGCUCGACAUUGCUACGGGCAACAAGAAGGGUCAACAUCGUGGUCUCGUUGUUGAAGGUCUCCGGCUCACAGGCAUUUAUGCCAAGGCCCUUGAGCCUAAGGAGAAGGGCCGCCACGAUAAGUGGGGUAUCAUUCUGGAGUGCCCGAAGAACUACGAUUUCUGGUUUUUCAAGAAGGACCGCCCCAAGAAAAGAGAAGAAUAUCUGCUGGAGGAAGGCAAUAAGCGAUUCAUCAAGGACAUGUCCACCGCUGGCCUUAUCGUCGACGAUCGCGUGGUUGCGUUUCCCACCAUCCGGCGCAUCACUUCGCUCUUAGCGGCAAAGCCUCCAUCCUUUGUUCUCCAAAUAGAGGAAGAAGACGCGUUCAUUCGGACGUGGAUGAGCUUCCAAAAGGCACGGAAUAUCAAGCUGAUACAGGUCGACACGCCGGUAUUCUCGUAUGAGCCCGUUCUUAAGGCUCUUCAGCGCAUCGAGCAUUCGCCUCUGCUCUCUGAACUGAUUUGCUGGGAUCCUGGUUACGCUGUUCAAGAUCCUGCAAUGUCUCCCAAACUGCUUUCCAUCGUGGAAAAAGUGAGACGGAAUCCCGCACAAGAUCUUGCCUCCCUUACUGGCAGCUCCAAACCACUCGUGCUCGACAGUGCCCAAGCAAAUGCACUGCUUUCUGGUCUAACCAGGAGUGUUUCCAUCAUACAAGGCCCACCAGGCACAGGGAAGUCCUUCAUCGGCGCGCUUCUGGCCAAGCUCUUUCACGACAACACAAAUAGCAAGAUACUUGUUUGUUGCUAUACCAAUCACGCGCUGGACCAGUUUUUAGAAGAUCUUUUGGAUAUCGGAAUCCUCGCCUCUGGUAUUGUUCGCCUCGGCGGCAAAUCGACACUGCGUACUGAGCCCCUGAGCCUUUACAACCAACGAGCACUGGGGCCCAGAUUUCGCCAUAGCGAUUGGACAGAGAUCAACGGGUACCACAGACAGUCCUCAGCCGCUGCCGCCCGUCUAAAUCGUUCAUUCUUGGCUGGCUCCCUAGUGACCCACAAGAAUCUCAUGACACAUAUUGAAUUUGACGAUCCUGAUUUCUACGAAGCCCUUUCGUUCGAGAACGAGGACAACAUGCAGACGGUGGGCAAGAAUGGACAACGAAUUGCCCCAAACUAUCUUUUGAGUCGCUGGCUGAAAGGCCAAGAUGCUGGCGCGCUACGCGAGCUCCCAUGUGUUCUGGCGUCGUCCCGGAUAUGGGUUAUGCCACUUGAGCAGCGCAUCGCCAAACGUACCCAAUGGGAAACUGCCGUCCUGAAUCAAUACGCGCGCAAGCUGUUUCAAGAAGGUCGCAGGUUCAACAUUUCUCAAGGGAAUCUUGAGCGCAAGUUUGCGAGUGGAGAACGAUCGACGCUAUGUUCAAAGCGCAUUGUUGGUUGCACCACUACGUAUGCGGCCAAAUAUAAAGAAGACAUUGCGGCAGUCAAACCAGACCUCGUUCUCGUGGAAGAGGCUGGGGAGCUUUUGGAGAGCCAUGUUCUUACUGCCUUAGUAUCAACCACGAAUAGGCUGAUACUUAUCGGGGACCAUAAGCAGCUUCGCCCCAAGGUUGAUAGCCACGACCUCACUGUAGAGAAAGGACGUGGAUAUGACCUCAACAGGUCUUUGUUUGAACGGCUUGUCAUGAAGGGCUUUCGACACGAUACUCUGAGCAAGCAGCAUCGUAUGCGUCCGGAAAUCUCGGCCUAUGUUCGCCGCCUGACCUACCCAGAGCUUGUGGACGGUGAUGGUACGCACAACCGUCCGGACAUCCGUGGUCUGCGGGACAAUAUCAUAUUCUUUGCGCAUUCUAGUCCGGAGGAUGAAGACGCCGGAUCGAAUGAUAUGGAGCAAGGGCACAAGUCUUCCAAACAAAACGAAUUCGAGGUGGCAAUGGUUCUGAAAAUUCUGCGCUACCUCGGACAGCAAGGCUAUGGCACAGAUGAAAUAGCCAUUCUCACCCCAUAUCUGGGCCAACUUCACCGGCUUCGCGAAACACUCCAAAAGGACAAUGAUCCUGUUCUGAAUGACUUAGACACGUUCGAUUUAGUGCGAGCGGGACUAUUGUCUGCGCAUGCUGCCUCUAUUACCAAGAAGCGUAUUCGUUUGGCAACAAUCGAUAAUUAUCAAGGAGAAGAAAGCAGCAUUGUUAUCGCCUCACUCGUUCGAGGCAAUGCAACUCGUGACAUAGGAUUUAUGUCCUCUCCAGAACGAGUGAAUGUCUUGAUGUCUCGUGCUCGAAAUGGUCUCAUUAUCAUCGGUAAUCUUGAUACCUUCUCCGAUCCUCGGACUGGAGGAGGGACUUGGGUACCGCUCUUGUCGAUGCUGAAGGAAGACGGACACAUCUACGAUGGUUUGCCUGUGAAGUGUGAACGCCAUCCGGCGCAUACUGCGUUGUUGGCAACGCCCGCACAAUUCGAGGAGGAAUGUCCUGAUGGUGGCUGCAAAUCUCCGUGCUCGGAGACACUUGCUUGUGGACUGCAUUUGUGCCCAUCAAAGUGCCAUCAGCUGUUUGAUCACUCAAAGAUGAAGUGUGAACGCGUCUUAGAUGACAAGUGCACAAAUGGCCAUCGACGGACGUGGAAAUGUUAUGAAAACCCACCUCCAACCUGUCGUGCAUGUGACGAUGCCACUGCCAUUGCUGAGAAGAAGAAAGAGAAGGCAUUCGAAGCCCAGAAGAAGCGGGAACAGAAGCAACGUGAAUACGAGGUCAAGCGGGCGGAGAUUCAGGCAGAAAUUGACAACAAGCGCGAAUUCCAGGCAGAACUUGAACUGGAGCGGCAGCGAACGAAAGUGCUUACUCAGCUGGAAAAGGAUCGUGACAAUACUUCUUCACGAACGGAGGGAGUCAUUUCCUCAGCUUUCGAACCCACUCCCCCUGCACUCGUCCCCAGCUCGGAACAUGGCCAUUCAUCUUCAGGAGUUAUUACUCCCGAUGAGAGCCCUUUGGCCCAGAGACCUCCGUCAUUGUCCGAAGAAGAUGAGUGGCAACGACAAAAGGCUUUGGAAGGGGCCGAUAAUGCCAGUAUAGACGAGAUCAUGAAGAUGGUUGGUCUCAAAGAGGUGAAGGCCCAAAUUCUUCGCAUCAAGGAUAAGAUAGUCGUCAGUAUUCGCCAAGGGACAUCCAUGAAAGAUGAACGCUUUCAUGUCGUUUUCCUGGGCAAUCCAGGCACUGGCAAAACGACGGUUGCACGCCUUUAUGCGAAAUUUUUGACAACGGAAGGCGUUAUUUCUGGGUCUGAGUUCUUUGAGACAUCUGCAUCCCGCCUUGCCAGUGACGGCAUACUGAGCUUCCAGAAAGCCCUCGAGUCUAUCCUUAACGCAGGGGGAGGCGCAGUAUUCAUCGACGAGGCUUAUCAGCUUGCGAGCAGCAGUUCCCAAGGCAGUUCAAUUCUGAAUUUUCUCCUCACUGAAAUGGAGAAUCACCACGAUAAGCUUGUUUUCAUAUUUGCCGGCUACAAUAGGGAGAUGGAGAAGUUUUUCGAGCAUAACCCGGGACUGAACAGUCGCAUCCCCUAUCGUUUGAGCUUUCAAGAUUAUUCGGAUAAGGAGCUGCUGGCCAUGCUGGAGCAAAGCAUUGUGAAGAAAUACGAUGGGCGGAUGAAGAUCGAGGGCGGCAUGCACGGCUUGUACGCUCGCAUUUGUGUCCGUCGACUUGGUCGUGCACGUGGCCGUGACGGGUUUGGGAAUGCCCGUGCCCUGCAGGGCAUUGUCACAUUCAUCUCAGAGCGCCAAGCCAUGCGUCUGAAAGUGGAACGAAGAGCUGGUCUCUCUCCCGACGACUUCUUGCUAACGAAGGACGACAUGAUUGGACCAGAUCCUUCUAAGGUUCUAGAGGAGAACGUCACAUGGAAAGAGCUUAUGAGCCUCAUCGGCCUGGAUGCAGUUAAGCAAGCGGUUCGCAACCUUUUUAACCUCGUCGAAAGCAAUUAUCGUCGCGAUUUGAAGGAGAAGGAGCCCCUUGCCAUGUCCCUCAACUGCGUUUUCCUUGGAAAUCCGGGCACUGGGAAGACGACUGUUGCGAAUCUGUAUGGCCAGAUUUUAGCAGACUUAGGCCUCCUUUCUCGCGGAGAAGUCGUUUUGAAGAAUCCCUCAGACUUCAUUGGAUCUGUUCUCGGAGAGUCAGAAUCAAAGACAAAGACUAUUCUUGCCUCCACAGUUGGAAAGGUUCUGGUAAUUGAUGAGGCUUAUAUGCUACAUGGUGGUUCCGCGUCAAACUCGACAUCAGAUCCCUAUAAGACGUCGGUUAUUGAUACCCUUGUGGCGGAGGUUCAAAGUGUGCCUGGUGAAGAUCGCUGCGUGAUAAUGUGCGGUUAUGAAGCCCAGAUGGUGAAGAUGUUUCAGGAGGUGAAUCCAGGACUAUCGCGACGGUUCCAAAUCGAAAAGCCAUUCCGUUUUGAAGACUUCACCGAUUCUCAACUUCUGGAGAUCCUCAACUCGAAGCUGAAGCGACAAGACCUUGACGCGACACCUGAGGCAAAAGCAGUUGCCAUUGGGCUCCUGAACCGUGCACGAAAUCGACCUAACUUUGGUAACGCUGGAGAGGUCGACAAUUUGCUCUCCAAAGCCAAAGAGCGUGCACAGCCGCGAGGAUUGACCGAUGACGUGAUCUUCCAGCCGGAAGACUUCGACCCAGAUUUUGGUCGAGUGGCCCGAUCCAACGAUGCCCUUGAGCAGCUCUUUGCCGGCGAUGUCGGGCAUGAGAUGAUUGUCGAGAAACUUAGGGCAUAUCAAAAUAUCGCGACUCGCAUGCAAAAGAGGAGACAAGGUAUAAAUGAGCUUAGGCGGCUCAUUCCGACCAACUUUGUCUUCAAGGGUCCACCAGGUACAGGCAAAACAACCACGGCUCGAAAAAUGGGAAUGUUCUAUUACAACAUGGGCUUUCUCAACACUCCUGAGGUUGUCGAGUGCUCUGCCUCUGACCUUGUUGGAGAGUACAUAGGUCACACCGGACCGAAAACGGAGGGAGUCUUCAGCAGAGCUCGGGGAAAGGUCCUAUUCAUUGACGAGGCUUAUCGGCUCGCUCAUGGUCCCUUCGCAAAGGAAGCGGUGGACGAGAUGGUAGACCUUUUGACGAAAGAAGAAUACGUUGGUCGAUUGGUUGUAGUCCUCGCUGGCUACGAGGAUCAGAUGAACCAGCUCCUAUCAGUGAAUCCCGGUCUCUCGAGUCGAUUUCCAGAAGAGAUUCACUUCCACAACCUCCCGCCCGUCGCAUGUCUACGCAUCCUCUUCCACGAGCUGAAGAAGCAAGGGGUAUCCUGCCCACACUUUCCAUCACCGGAAUCUCAAGGCCAUGAAGAAUUAAUUUUCCUAUUCGAAGAACUGUCCCGCCUUCCAACUUGGGGCAACGCACGCGACGUGAAGGAAUUAGCUAAAAGGAUGGAACGACAGGCGUUCGAUCGUGCGUCGGAGUCUCCGGAUUUAGACCUCCACCUCUCCAUCGAAGAUGCCAUUGCCUGCGUCACCAAGUUGGCCGAGGAACGAGUUGCCCGUGACUCAAUGACCACACGAAUUGACCCCGUCCCUGGCCAUGGCGCAACUCUCCAGCUUUCCACCCCUUCACUGCCCCUUCCAUCCCCAUCCAUCUCGCGGGUCAAGACCUUGCUCACUGUACCCUCUGAUGAAGCUGUCUUGAAAACAGCAAGGGGAGAGGAUGACCUCCAGACAGAUGAUCAAAAGAACAGGGAGGUGCAGGAGAAGGCCGAUGUCCUAAUCCGUCAGCUAGAGAGUGAGGUGAAAAGUGCCGACGAUGCACAAACAGCAGCUGAGAAAGACCACGAGGAGCUCGCGAGGAAGAUCGAGACCAACGCCGACGACCAGAACGCAUCUCGGCUUCUUGAGCAGCAAAGGAUCGACAAGAUACGUGCUGCUGCUGACGCCGAGUUAGGCCGUCGAGCCCUGGAGGCGGAGAAGGAGCGCCAGCGUAAGGCGCAGAGAGAAGAGGCGCGCAUGCAACAGAAGUUGCGAGAUAUGGGCGUUUGUGUUGCUGGCUUCAGAUGGAUCAAGCAGGUGGAUGGAUAUCGCUGUGCAGGGGGUUCGCAUUGGGUCUCUUCCCAAGACCUUAGAGAUUAG
Molecule: messenger RNA, 7036 nt
Organism: Dacryopinax primogenitus
Lineage: Eukaryota; Fungi; Basidiomycota; Dacrymycetes; Dacrymycetales; Dacrymycetaceae
Product: NFX1-type zinc finger-containing protein 1
Exons: 12
Coding region: 104-7036 (2310 amino acids)
Molecular function (GO): ATP hydrolysis activity; ATP binding; helicase activity
Source: RefSeq, a predicted model, not a curated record